GAGGCUGCGGCGGCGGCGGAACAUGGCGCUUCCCAGCACGCUGAACCGAUACUUGCUGCUGUUGGCGCAGGAGCACCUGGAGUUCCGGCUGCCGGAAAUAAAGUCUUUACUUUCGCUUUUUGGAGGUCGAUUCAGCAGCCAUCAGGAAAUCCAUGGAAAUUCUCCAUUUUGGAUUCUUAGCAUUCCUUCAGAAGAUAUUGCCAGAAAUUUAAUGAAACGGACAGUAUGUGCAAAGUCUAUAUUUGAACUAUGGGGUCACGGAAAAUCUCCAGAAGAACUAUACAAUUCUCUAAAAAGUUAUCCCAUGGAAAAGAUGGCUCCAUUUCUACAUUCAGACACUACAUAUAAAAUAAAGAUUCACACAUUUAAUAAAACAUUAACACAAGAAGAAAAAGUCAAGCGAAUAGAUGCACUUGAAUUUCUGCCGUUUGAAGGAAAGGUGAAUUUAAAAGAUCCACAGCAUGUAUUUUCUAUCCUGGAAGAUUAUGGCUUGGAUCCAAACCAUAUCCCAGAGAAACCACUUAAUAUUUAUUUUGGUAGAUGGAUUGCAGAUGGACAGAGGGAACUUAUUGAGUCAUACAGUGUAAAAAAGAGACAUUUUAUUGGAAACACAAGCAUGGAUGCUGGGUUAUCAUUCAUCAUGGCUAAUCAUGGGAAAGUGAAAGAAAAUGACAUUGUCUUUGAUCCAUUUGUUGGAACAGGUGGCCUCUUGAUACCCUCUGCUCAUUUUGGGGCCUAUGUAUGUGGAACAGACAUAGAUUACAAUACAAUUCAUGGAUUGGGAAAGGCUAGUAGGAAAAAUCAGAAAUGGAGAGGUCCGGAUGAAAAUAUUAAGGCAAAUCUUCGCCAGUAUGGCUUAGAGAAAUACUACCUUGAUGUCCUCAUUGCAGAUGCAUCUAAGCCUUCCUGGAGGAAGGGAUUGUUUUUUGAUGCAAUUAUCACUGAUCCUCCCUAUGGUAUCAGAGAAUCUUCUAGAAAAACAGGUUCACAGAAAGAAAUACCAAAAGGAAUAGAAAAAUGCCCAGAAAGCCACAUCCCUGUUUCUUUCAACUAUCAUCUGAGUGAUAUGUUUAUAGACCUUCUAAAUUUUGCUGCAGAAACUCUUGUACUUGGUGGAAGACUAGUCUAUUGGCUGCCAGUGUAUAUACCAGAAUACAUGGAGGAGAUAAUACCACGCCACCCUUGCCUGAAACUCAUUAGCAACUGUGAGCAGAGGCUUUCCAGUCAUACAGCAAGGCGUUUGAUAACAAUGGAAAAGGUGAAAGACUUUGAGGACCAGGACCAAUAUUCUCACCUAUUAGAUAACCAGUUUCUGCCAUACAAAGGUCUUAAUUCAUUUCGUGAAAAGUAUUUUAGUGGGGUAACAAAAAGAAUUGCCAAGGAAGAAAAAUCCAGCCAGGAGUGAAAAUUAAGUUUACAUCAAAUGAACUAAGAAUGAAGAUUUGGGGUUUAAAGAGAAAAGACAUCUGGAUAUUCAUGGAUGACCCAGAGAACAUGUACUGUUUUAAACUUUUUUUAAAAUAGAAAAGCAAAAUAAAUACGACAAAGUAUAUUGAGCAAUUCUUUUGAAAGUGGGUUUGUUUAUAGCAGAUUUUUUUGUACAUGUCUUUUGCAAACAUUAUUUAAUUUAUAUUUGUAUUUUCAAGGGUUAAUGAAGAUUGACUUUAAAGUUAUAUUUUUUUACCAUUAACUUGCAAAAGGAAAUAGUUCUAUUGGUAUUUUGGUAUUUUGGUAUUUGGGGUCUCCUGUAUAUUUUAGUACUUAUUGGAAGUGAUCAAGAAUUAUUUCUUUAGUAGAUUU
Molecule: messenger RNA, 1800 nt
Organism: Vombatus ursinus (common wombat)
Lineage: Eukaryota; Metazoa; Chordata; Mammalia; Diprotodontia; Vombatidae
Gene: TRMT11
Product: tRNA methyltransferase 11 homolog
Exons: 13
Coding region: 23-1405 (460 amino acids)
Biological process (GO): methylation
Cellular component (GO): cytoplasm
Molecular function (GO): nucleic acid binding
Source: RefSeq, a predicted model, not a curated record